UGGGCUAACAGGCCCACAGGGACUGAUGGGGAGGGAGGCUGAGUAGCUUGUACUGUGGGCACGCCUGCUCCUUUCCCUUCCCCCUUCCCUUAGCAGCAACGUCACCGCAGCACCAGCAGCCGCGGCAGCAGCCAGGAGCCGGGCUGGGAUUGCACAGCCUCCCUGCCUUAGCUAGGAUGCCAUUGUAUUAGCAGAAAUCAGAUCUUAGGGACUCGGCCCACUUCCUCCAGUGUGGCCCUGUGGAACAGUGCCUCAGCUGGAACUGUCAAGGUGAGCUCGGUGGGAGUGCGAAAGGAACAGGAGCCUCCAGUCCAGCUCAAGGCUCCUUACAGAGGUGCCAAGCUCUCCUGAUGAAAUGUGUUCUGCCCCACUGGGCUCUGGGGGCAGUGUCUGGUGCUGUUGAUGCCCUUAUUCGAACUUUCCAGAAUGGAUAGUCCUCCAAAGCUGACUGGAGAGACCCUCAUCGUCCACCACAUCCCCCUAGUACACUGUCAAGUUCCAGACAGGCAGUGCUGUGGAGGGGCAAGUGGAGGUAGUGGGAGCACAAGACCCAAUCCCUUCUGCCCAGCUGACCUAGGUGUCACCCAGCCUGACCAAGACCUGGGACAAGCUGACUCCCUGCUCUACAGCAGUCUGCACUCUGCUCCAGGGGCAUCUACACGGUCUGCAGACAGCACCAAGAGUAGAGGCCGGGAUGGAAGAGGACCUGGAGCCCCCAAACGACACAAUCCCUUCUUGCUGCAAGAGGGUGUGGGUGAGCCAGGACUUGGUGACCUGUAUGAUGACAACAUCAGUGGCAGUGCCACACAGCAGUCCUUCCACCUGCACAGCACUGGCCAGCCUACUUCCCAUCUGUCUUCUUUCCAGCUGCCACCAUCUGGCCCUGGAGUGGGCAGGCCAUGGGUGGCUACACGAAGCCGGGCUGGAGUGGUGGAGGGGCAGGAAAAGGAGCCAGUGAUGGCCUUUGAUACCCAGCGGCAUAGCACUAGCCACUGCUGCCGGCCAGAGCUAGAAGCAGAGACAAUGGAGCUGGAUGAGUGUGGGGGGCCUGGUGGGAGUGGCAGUGGUGGGGGAGCCAGUGAUACUUCUGGCUUCUCCUUUGACCAGGAAUGGAAGCUCAGUUCAGAUGAAUCACCAAGGAACCCCGAAUGUUCUGGCUUGGGAGCUCAGCACUGCCGCUGCAGUAGCACAUCCAGUCAGUCUGAGGCAGCUGACCAGUCCAUGGGGUAUAUCAGCGACUCCUCCUGCAACAGUUCAGAUGGUGUGUUGGUCACCUUCAGCACGCUUUACAACAAAAUGCAUAGUAAUUCCCGUGCCAAUCUCAACUCUGCCCCACAGUCUUGCAGUGACUCUUCCUUCUGCAGCCACUCAGACCCUGGCGCCUUCUACCUGGACUUACAACCCUCCCCAGCAGAGUCUAAGAUGUCUUGCGAGUCCCACCACCCUGAAAGUGGAGGAAGGGAAGGGGGCUGUGGUUGUCCUCAUGCCUCAUCUCCUGAGCUUGAUGCCAACUGCAACUCCUACCGCCCACGCUGUGAGCCAUGCCCAGCUGUGGCUGACCUCACAGCCUGCUUCCAGAGCCAAGCCCGCCUUGUUGUGGCCACACAAAAUUACUAUAAACUUGUCACUUGUGACUUAUCCUCUCAGUCAUCCCCAAGCCCAGCUGGCUCAUCCAUCACCAGCUGCUGUGAAGAACAUACCAAGAUAAGUCCCCCACCAAGUUCUGACCCAGACCCUGGCCCCAGUCAGCCCUCUGAGUAUUACCUCUUCCAGAAGCCAGAAGUACAGCCAGAAGAACAAGAAGCAGUGGGUUCCUCAGCAGAACCAGCAGGCGUCGUGGGCCCCACUGUGCUCGAAGGGCAAGUGUACACGAAUACUUCACCCCCCAACCUCAGCACUGGACGCCAGCGCUCUCGCAGCUAUGACCGCAGCCUUGAGCGCAGCCCUCCUGUCCGCCUGGGCUCACUGGAACGCAUGUUGAGUUGCCCAGUACGCUUGAGUGAGGGCCCUGCAGCCUUGGCUGGGCCUAGCUCCCCACCCAAGAGGGUCACCUCCUUUGCUGAGCUGGCCAAAUGCAGGAAAAAAGCUGCGGGCUCUGGCUCCCCCCCACUUCGGGUGAGCAUUGAGGACUCCUCCCAGGAGUUCUCACCUAUCCAAGAAGCCCAGCAAGAUAGGGUGGGUGCACUGGAUGAGGGCACUCACUGUAGCCAUAGCCUACCAUCCAUGCCCUUGGGGCCAGGCCUGGACCUACUUGGCCCAGAGCCCUGGUCUACCCAGAUCUGUCAAGGCCCUCAGACCAGUGAGACGUCAUCUGCUGGCCUCAGAGCUGCUGGGCAAGGCCCCCUGGCACAGCUGAUGGAUCCAGGGCCUGCUCCCCCAAGGAGUCCAGCCAACAGCCAUACCCAGAGGGAUGCAAGAGCUAGAGCUGACGGGGGUGGUGCUGAAAGCCGACCGGUCCUGCGCUACAGCAAGGAGCAGAGGCCAACCACGCUGCCCAUCCAGCCCUUCGUGUUCCAGCACCACUUCCCCAAGCAGCUGGCCAAGGCCCGGGCCCUCCACAGCCUUUCCCAGCUCUACAGCCUCUCAGGCUGCAGCCGUGUGCAGCAAACUGUCUCACUGGCUGUCCCUGCUGCUCAGGGCCCAGCCCCAGCUCCCUCAGAGGAGCCACAGGCAUCGUCACCCCAAACCCCUAGCAGAGGUGCCAGGAAAGCUGGGCCUGAGCCAGAGACCUCGAGGCCAUCACCCCUGGGCAGCUACUCCCCCAUCCAGAGUGCUGGCCCCUUCACUGACUCUUCUGCCUCUACUUCCUGCUCCCCUCCUCCAGAGCAGGCCACAGCCCCUGAAAGCCUGCCCGCAUGGAGCCAUUCUUGUUCUUCAGCUGUUCGGCCUGCCGCCUCCCAGCAGCCACAGAAGGAGGAUCAGAAGAUACUGACCUUGGCUGAGUACCGACUCCAUGGAACAGGAAGCUUGCCACCUCUGGGCUCCUGGAGAUCUGGCUUCAGCCGGGCAGAGAGCCUGGCCCGAGGAGGUGGUGAGGGCAGCAUGGCCUCCAGGCCCAAUAAUGCCAACCACUUAUCUCCUCAAGCCCUCAAGUGGCGGGAAUACAGGAGGAAGAACCCACUAGGGCCACCUGGUUUGUCAGGGAGCCUAGACCGAAGGCCUCAGGAAGCACAGCUGGCUCGCAGGAACCCCAUCUUUGAGUUCCCUGGCUCCUUCAGUGCUACCAGCCAUCUGAACUGUCGGCUAAAUGGUCAAGCAGUGAAGCCAUUACCACUGACCUACCCAGAUUUCCAAGACCCCUUUUCCUUGACUGAGAAGCCUCCUGCUGAGUUUUGUCUGUCCCCAGAUGGCAGUUCAGAGGCUAUUUCCAUUGACCUGCUUCAAAAAAAAGGACUGAUAAAAGCUGUCAAUACUGCUGUGGACCUCAUUGUGGCCCAUUUUGGCACAAGCCGGGAUCCUGGGGUAAAGGCAAAGCUUGGAAACAGUUCUGUGAGCCCAAACGUUGGCCACCUUGUUCUCAAGUACUUGUGCCCUGCAGUCCAGGCCGUGCUGGAGGAUGGACUCAAGGCCUUUGUGCUAGAUGUGAUCAUUGGGCAACGGAAGAACAUGCCAUGGAGUGUGGUUGAAGCUUCCACACAGCUGGGCCCAUCCACCAAGGUCCUGCAUGGUCUCUGCAACAAAGUCAGCCAGUUUCCAGAGCUCACCAGUCAUACCAUGCGCUUCAAUGCAUUCAUCCUUGGCCUGCUCAACAUCCGGUCCUUGGAGUUCUGGUUUAAUCACCUGUUUAACCAUGAAGACAUCAUCCAGACCCACUACCAGCCCUGGGGCUUCCUAAGUGCAGCUCACACCGUGUGCCCUGGCCUCUUUGAGGAGCUGCUGCUGCUGCUACAGCCCCUGGCCUUGCUGCCCUUCAGCCUUGACUUGCUGUUCCAGCACCGGCUGCUGCAAAGUGGGCAGCAGCAGCAGCAGCACAAGGAACUACUGCGGGUGUCCCAGGACCUGCUGCUGUCUGCCCACUCCACACUUCAGUUGGCCCGAGCCCGGAGCCAGGAGGGCCCUGGAGACAUGGACAGGACAACUCAUGGAGAGCGGGUGAAGGGUGUAGGUGCCCCGGAAGGUGGAGAAGAGGAAGAGUCAGAAGAGGUGGCAGAGCCAGCUGGGGGUUUGGGACAUGGCAGGUGGGCUCGAAGCGGGCAGGCUGGCUGGUGGUAUCAGCUCAUGCAGAGCUCCCAGGUCUACAUUGAUGGCUCCACAGAGGGUUCCCGGUUCCCUCGAAGCAGCAGCAGCAGCGGUAGUGGUAGUGAGAAAAAGAAAGGGGCAGGAGUUGGGGGACCCCCCCAAGCUCCACCGCCACGAGAGGGAGUAGUAGAAGGGGCUGAGGCCUGCCCAGCCCCUGAGGAGGCCCUUGGCCGGGAGAAGGGCUGGCCCUUCUGGAUGGGGAGCCCUCCUGACUCCGUGCUGGCUGAGCUGAGGUGCAGUCGGGAGCGGGAGGGGCCUCCUGCCCCGCCAGCAGAAAAUGAGGAAGGGACCUCUGAGCCUUCACCUGGGGGCAUCAAGUGGGGACACCUCUUUGGUUCCCGAAAAGCUCAGCGAGACGCCCGGUCCAUAAACAGGCUCCCCUCAGACUGGCUGAGUUUGGACAAGUCCGUGUUCCAGUUAGUGGCACAGACAAUGGGUGCCCGCCGGGAGCCAGAGCCCAAGGAGAGCCUGCAGGAACCACACUCUCCAGCCCUGCCUUCCCAGCCUCCAUGUGAGGUGCAGGCAAUGUGCCACCAUCUGGCCACAGGCCCCGGACAGCUGAGCUUCCACAAGGGAGACGUCCUACGGGUGCUGGGACUAGCCGGAGGAGACUGGCUGCGCUGCAGCCAUGGCCCUGACACUGGCUUGGUGCCUCUGGCCUAUGUGACGUUGACCCCAACUCCAACUCCAACCCCUGGAAGCAGCCAAAACUGAGGCCCUGUGCAUGCUGGUGGCCUCAGGGACCCUCAUAACCCCCAGCCGGAGAGCCCAAGAACCCUUCCCAAGCCCUCAGGCUUGGCUGUAUAAAGUUGACUGAGAGCUGGGGGCCACAUAUCCCUGUGCUGGCACCUGCUCCCUGUGCUCAGUAUUAAUUACUCCCCUUAACUGUCCCAGUGACUAUGUCCAGACCUCCACCCAAUAAAGGAGGGAAGGGAUGUAUCACUGGGCUGCCAGGAUGUCCCCGACCAUCUGGGCCAACCCUUCCAUGGGUGUAGAGCAGCAAGUCCCUACAGAGGGAGGUAGCCCAGAAGGCCAUUUGUAGGGUUUCCUAGGCCAAGUAGUAAUGAGGAUGGUUAACAGUAUUGGGGCUAGAUCUCUCAGCCCCCCAAACUGUAAAUACACUGUGACCAGUGGCUGGUCAUCAGAAGAGGGAGAAGGAGCCCAGGCUUCUGUUUAUGUAUUUAUUUAUUUAUUUAUUACACCUAUUAAUAAAAAAGGUGCUCAGCCUCCAAA
This is a messenger RNA of Heterocephalus glaber (naked mole-rat), 5472 nucleotides long. It is a transcript of the gene Rusc2, whose product is annotated as RUN and SH3 domain containing 2. The record is from RefSeq and is a predicted model, not a curated record. Gene Ontology annotation, cellular component: cytoplasmic vesicle. Gene Ontology annotation, molecular function: protein binding. NCBI's taxonomy places the organism in Eukaryota, Metazoa, Chordata, Mammalia, Rodentia, Bathyergidae.